GGGGAAAGGCAAGUUCUCCAAAGCUCAAAGAGCGGAUCUCUGCUUUCCCCACUAUACCAGCCUCGUGUUGCCUGGAAAGCUCUCCGUCACAGUGGCAUCCAGGAUGGACUGCUGUAAUCAAGGGGCUUGCACCAAGCUGGAUGAAGACAUCUUGGACAUUCCCCUUGAUGACCCAGGUGCCAAUGCAGCUGCGGCCAAGAUCCAGGCCAGUUUCCGUGGCCAUAUGACUAGGAAGAAGAUUAAAGGGGGUGAAAGGGAGCGCAAGAGGAAGGACCCGGAGUGUACGAGCAGCGCCCGUGCAGGGGACUUACGCAACGGCGAUUAAGCAGAUGGUGGCUAUGAAGAAGUGGAUGAAACAGCAGCAUCCAGCCAGGUUCCUGAUUGGUCCUCUGAACAGCACCUUCCAGCUUCCAGAAGAGCAAUCACCAGCCUAGCCAGUCUGACCACAGAAGAGACACAGCGCUCUGCAGCUUUCUCCCCGAACUGCCUUUGAUUCCGGAACCGUCAUUACCAUCCCUUCUGUUUGAAACAUGAUGCUGAUGCUCCCUCCUUUACCCUUUAUCACACAGACCUUGAAGUCCUCCUUUGCGCUCGCACUCCGUCCUCACUCUGCACAUACCAGUUCCUCAGCUCCUAGAUCCCAUAUUGUGUUGCACACGUCCAUUGCACAUAAACAUAUAAUGCACAUGCAUUUAUUUGCAGAACUGAUAGCCCACCCUGUGUUCCUUGACCUUUUGUGCUCGCUUUUAUCUUACUUCUUUGAUCCCCCUCGCCAGCCCUGUAGAACUUUUGGGUAUUUCCUGCAGAGCCCCAGUUUCUUAAGCGAAAUAGACAGUGGGGGGAGAGGUUACCUUUUGCAUUAUUCUUUGCAGCCCUUUUGGCUACUGGCCAGCAGGAACGAGACAGAUAACAGAGUUGGGAACAGUAAGACAGCUGUACUGGCACACAUGUAGCUUUCACCCACU
This is a messenger RNA of Gekko japonicus, 965 nucleotides long. It is a transcript of the gene NRGN, whose product is annotated as neurogranin. Gene Ontology annotation, molecular function: calmodulin binding. The transcript is spliced from 3 exons. Lineage: Eukaryota; Metazoa; Chordata; Lepidosauria; Squamata; Gekkonidae. The record is from RefSeq and is a predicted model, not a curated record. Bases 104 to 325 code for a protein of 73 amino acids.